Messenger RNA from Daphnia carinata, 3557 nucleotides. Its product is annotated as metabotropic glutamate receptor 2-like. Gene Ontology annotation, cellular component: membrane. Bases 320 to 3253 code for a protein of 977 amino acids. The transcript has 18 exons. Gene Ontology annotation, biological process: G protein-coupled receptor signaling pathway. NCBI's taxonomy places the organism in Eukaryota, Metazoa, Arthropoda, Branchiopoda, Diplostraca, Daphniidae. The record is from RefSeq and is a predicted model, not a curated record. Gene Ontology annotation, molecular function: adenylate cyclase inhibiting G protein-coupled glutamate receptor activity.
GUGUCAUCUAAACGGUGCAUUUACUUUUAAACUUAAUUAAUAUUUUUAAAAAAAAAAACCUCUGGUGGAUACAACAAGAGCUGAUGAGCCAUUUGUCCAGCAGCAUUUGUUAAGAUGUUUGCGUCUUUCGCUCUGUGCAUCGCUGCUGGCCAUCGACAUUUGAUUGCACGUCGACAUCGGAACAGCUGCUGUGAUUUGGUCGUCCGUGAUAACGGAAGAGCCUGAUGGUUUCCGAUCGACGAGCAAACGGAUCAAUUCGUAGAGAAACAUAGAACCAGUGUACAUCAACGAAGAGUUCAAAAAGCAAACCGAACUCGUCAUGAUGGGCCUUUGGUGGUUCUUUUCUAUGAUGUUCAUAUCGCCAUUGCUCGUGUACAGUCGAACCCAGGUGUCAAACUCCAAGUCUGCCUUCAAUUUCACAUGGCCUACUAAGAAGGCCGCGGAAGUGGAAGGUGAUCUCAUUCUCGGUGGUCUCAUGAUGGUCCAUGAAAGACACGAAGACAUCACCUGUGGACCUGUCAUGCCACAAGGUGGCAUUCAGGCCUUGGAGACAAUGUUGUUCACCAUCGAUCAAAUUAAUCCGAUCCUGUCCAACGAAUCCGGAUUCACCAUCGGCGCCCACAUCCUCGACGACUGCGACAAAGACACUUACGGACUGGAACAGGCCGUCGCUUUUAUCAAAGGUUCCAUUAGCAAUAUCGAUGACACGGAAUACAAAUGUCUGGAUGGAACUGUACCGGAUGUGAGGAAUAAAGUUAUUUCGGGAGUGGUAGGCGCCUCAUCGUCGGGAACGUCCAUCCAAGUGGCAAAUCUUUUGCGACUCUUCAAAAUCCCCCAGGUUUCCUUCUUCUCGUCGAGUCCCGAGCUGAGUAACAAGCAACGAUUUGAAUAUUUCACGCGGACUAUUCCAUCCGACCAUCACCAAGUAAUGGCCAUCGUCCAGAUGAUUCGAUUCCUCAAAUGGACCUACAUUUCUAUCCUCUACGAAGAAUCCACGUACGGUAUCAAGGCAUUUGAGGAGCUGGAAGUGCUGCUGGCCAAGAACAACAUUUGUAUCGCCGUCAAGGAGCGGCUGGUGAAGGAUUCGGGCGUGGCCAGCGAAGCGGCCUACAAUGGCAUUGUUCACAAGUUGAACUCGAAACCGAAAGCGAAAGGUGUCAUUAUUUUCGGGUCGGACCAGGAAGUGUCGGGAGUGAUGCGAGCUGUUCGACGCAACAAUCUGACGGCCAAUUUCAACUGGAUCGGAUCUGAUGGAUGGGCUGGCCGGCUGCUCGUCUCCGAAGGAAAUGAACCAGAAGUCGAAGGCACUUUGGCUUUUCUUCCGCAAGCUCAUCCCAUUAGGGGAUUCGAUAAUUACUUUCUCUCGCUCACGCCGCUCAACAACAAACGCAAUCCCUGGUUCAUUGAAUUCUGGGAAAACCAUUUCCAGUGUCGGUACCCAUCCAGUCCACCAACUCCUUACAAUCAGGAUUGGCAUAGGACGUGCACCGGUCAAGAGAAACUCACGCCCGAAAGCGUUGAGUUCGAAGGCCAACUGCAAUACGUUUCCGACGCUGUCUUGGCCUUCGCCAAUGCUUUCAAAGAUAUGCACCAGACCUUAUGUCACGGCCGUAAGGGUCUGUGCAAAGAAAUGGUUCCUAUUGACGGUAGCGAACUGCUCAAGUAUCUCAGAAGAGUCGAAUUCACAGGAUUGAGUGGUGAUCGUUUCCAAUUCGACGAUUUCGGAGAUGGACCUGCUCGUUAUGAUCUCAUUCAUUUCAAGCAAGUCUCGCCCGGUCGAUAUCGAAGGCUCCGCAUUGGUGAAUACCACUCUGGACAACUAAAGCUUGAUACGAAUGAGCUACGAUUCCGAGGCGAUCGGUCAACGCCACCCGAGUCCAUUUGCAGCCGGCCGUGCAACGCUUCGCAGGCGAAAAAGUACGUGGAAGGCGAAGGUUGCUGCUGGACGUGCGUCGAAUGCAUUCUCUAUCAGAUCCGAAAUCCAGAUGACGAAACGCAAUGCUCAGCUUGUCCGCUAGGCACUCUACCCAAUGCAGAACGGAAUCAAUGUCUGCACAUUCCUGAGGUUUACCUUCGACCCGAUACCGGCUGGGCCAUUGGAGCCAUGUCAUUUUCGGCUGUUGGCAUCCUACUCACCUUCGCAGUUUUAGGGGUGUUUUGUCAACACAAUGACACGCCAGUGGUGCGAGCAUCUGGAAGAGAAUUGAGUUACGUCCUUCUCAGUGGCAUCCUUCUCUGCUACAUGGUCUCCUUCCUGUUUGUCCUGCGACCAACGGACGUCGUUUGCGGCGUCCAGCAGACAGCCAUUGGGCUGUGUUUCAGCGUCGUCUACGCCGCGUUGUUCACCAAAACAAAUCGCAUCGCCCGCAUUUUCCGCGGUGGCAAGAAAUCCGCCGGACGACCGGGACUCAUCUCUCCUAAAUCGCAAUUGGCCAUAUGUGGUGGGCUGGUCAGCGUCCAAGGACUCAUUUUGCUGGCCUGGCUGUGGGUCUCUCCGUCGGUGGCUAAACACGUCCAUCCGACACGUGAAGACAAUUUGCUCGUGUGUUCCUCUUUCACCGACGCUUCGUACAUGAUGGCGUUUGCAUAUCCGAUUCUUUUGAUUCUUCUGUGCACCGUCUACGCCGUCGUGACACGCAAAAUACCGGCCGCCUUUAACGAGUCAAAGUACAUUGGGUUCACCAUGUACACAACGUGCGUCAUCUGGCUGGCCUUUGUGCCCAUCUACUUCAGUACGGCGAGCAAUUUGCCGCUAAGGAUCACCAGCAUGAGCGUCACCAUCAGUUUGAGCGCCACCGUCACGCUGGCCUGCCUCUUUUCUCCGAAACUUUACAUCAUCAUCUUCCACCCCGAGCGCAACGUCCGUCAAGCUUUGACUGUGCCGACGUCGAAAUCAUCGGUUCACCACAAAAACUCGAACCAGCCUUCAAACAACGGCCAUUUACUGAAUGGUGCGAGUAAGACGACCGAAUCAGUGAAGGGAUUGAUGGCAUCGUCUGCUGUCCACCAACCGUCGCCGACGGCUUCGUUGUCUUCGUCGACGAUGCCGCCGCAACAGCAGGUGAUGUUUCCCGCAGCUCAUCUGCAGAUGGAAGUUGUUCCAGGCCAGCAGUACGACGGUGACCUGACUGUCAAAGUGAUGACCAAUAGCGGCCCGAUUUCCGUUUCUCGAAUUCAUUUGACGGACAAGAUUCAUCAAUCCGAUGUGAGCGAUAGAAAUCACAGAACACCUUUUCGACACGUUUCCCUUUAAAAACAAAUGAUCUCAACUAGCGCAAAAAAGGGGCAGUUUGUGAGUAUAUAUCUACCACGUCUCUUACAUUGGUGGUUGAUUUAUAGAAUAUCAUAUCUCUCUCGCGCCUAUAUUCUGAAAUUGUUUGCCUGUAUCUCUUUGAAUGUGUAAAAUCUAAUCAAACAUUAAUUCUUUUCUUUCACACUAAUGUGUAUUGCCUUUUUGUAGGAAAAAGAAGAAAAAAAAAAAAAACAAGUGCCGAAGUUGUAUAAAACAUUUUGGCGCUAAAUUAGCAAUGUACAAUUUCAAAAAAAUCUCUAGUAAA